AUGGCAAAACAGGGCAAAAAAGUGAGGAAUAAGUCCUCCAAGGCGAUCACAGGGUCUCUCAAGGAUCUUGACCAGAAGAGGAAGCAGGUCUUCAAGCCUGUAUUGGAUAAUCCAUUCACACAGUCUAAUCUAUGGCCAUUUAUUAAGCCUGAGUUGGCAGAACAGAUAAUUCAGCUUUUAGAACUUAUAUUGGCUCCAAUUGGCAACUACUAUAAGCUUCUGCGAGAAAUCAAGCAGUCAGGUCGAGAAAUCGCUGUAAAACCACCAGUCCCUCACAAUUACCAUGACAUUUUAGUAGGCUUCAAUAGCACAGUUUCGUCUCUAGAAAGACAGGCAAGGAGGAGAAUAAUAAGUUUUAACGACAAAAAUGCCGCAACAACGGCUGAGAAUACCACUCAAAAGUACUUUAAAUAUGUGUUUGUAACCAAGUAUGAUAUCACUCCGACGGUUAUCACUAGCAUGUUUCCCAUGUUAACGUAUACUUCUUCUCGUUCCAGCUCAGAUCGUGUUAAAUUGGUGCAACUUCCGCGAGGAGCUCUGACGAGGAUUUCUGAAGUUCUCGGUAUCGAGAACAGUGGCAUUGUAGCUUUGACAGCAGAUAUCGUCGAGGCUACUGGACUCUACCAAUUGAUAGAUAGCGAGGUAGCAGACGUAAAUAUACCCUGGCUCCAACAACUCUUGGAUGAGGACCAUCUUACUGACUUGGAGUCGCUAGCUAGCAAGUUUCUCGCUACGAGUGCACCUGUGCUUCCUAAGAAAAACGACCAGAAGGCGAAAAAUAGGGAGGAGAAG
Molecule: messenger RNA, 792 nt
Organism: Scheffersomyces stipitis CBS 6054
Lineage: Eukaryota; Fungi; Ascomycota; Pichiomycetes; Serinales; Debaryomycetaceae
Gene: POP3
Product: Pop3p
Exons: 1
Biological process (GO): intronic box C/D snoRNA processing; tRNA processing; nuclear-transcribed mRNA catabolic process, RNase MRP-dependent
Cellular component (GO): cytosol; ribonuclease MRP complex; nucleolar ribonuclease P complex
Molecular function (GO): ribonuclease MRP activity
Source: RefSeq, a predicted model, not a curated record